This is a messenger RNA of Arabis nemorensis, 480 nucleotides long. Lineage: Eukaryota; Viridiplantae; Streptophyta; Magnoliopsida; Brassicales; Brassicaceae. The record is from the annotation of a GenBank genome assembly.
AUGCGUGAUAGGCUGACUACUCGUGAUCGUUUAAGAGGAUGGGGACUUGAUAUUCCACCUGGUUGCCUUCUGUGCGCCUCAGCAUCGGAAUCAAGAGGGCAUCUCUUUUUCAAUUGCAGUUAUUCAAAUGAGGUCUGGACGGCCUUUUUUAACCAUCCGGAACUUUCUCCUCCGGUGCUCUUUGAGGAUAUUGUUUCCUGGGUACAAUCUUCAACUAGAAACAAGAAGCUCAAAUCAAUUGUGAAACUCAUUUUUCAUGCAGUGGUGUAUUAUAUUUGGAAGGAGCGUAAUUACAGGCUCCACUCCUCACAGGUGAAGACGCAACAAGCAGUUGUCAAAGAGAUUCAGCUUCUCCUUCGAGCUAAGCUUGCUGGUCUAGAUAAAGACGGUGUUGGUCGGCUGAUCCAACCAUCUGCUAUCUUGAACCCGUCAAAUUCUGAGUCAUAUUUGUUAACAUGGUUCCGCUGGUUGAAAUUUUAA